UUUGGUGGGACCAUCUCCUCCAUAGCCAAGAAAGAAUUAUUCCCCAUCUUUACAUUCAAUUUCAACUCAUCAUACCCAUAAGCCACUCUCUCUCUCUCAUCAACGUUGGCAUUCACUCACAAACCAACUUCUUUCCAUUUCACACUAGAUAAAGUUGUUUUUUGAAUUGUUUCCUCUGUUUUUCCUUGAUUGUUCAUUUGGUGCUUGGUCUAAUACCCAAAUAGCAUUAAAAAAAAUUGAUUUUUUGGAUGAUGGAUUGAUUAUUUAUAUUUACUUAUUGGUUCAGAAGCCUGGUUUCUCUAUUUAUGGGUUGUUUCUUUUGUUUUUGGUAAUUAUGGGAAAUUGUUGCUGUAGAUGGGAGCUUUCUGUAUACAAUGCAAAAUCAGUCUCCCCGAAAGAGCAAGGUCCAUCAGGAAGACCAAUACAGGAUGAUAGAAAGCUACCUUCAAAUCCUGAAGAAGUAGAAGACCUGCGUCGUGAUUCAGCGGCAAAUCCGUUGAUUGCAUUUACGUUUGAUGAACUAAAAUUAAUCACAGAAAAUUUUAGGCAAGAUCAUUUGCUGGGUGGAGGAGGAUUUGGAAGUGUUUAUAAGGGAAUCAUUGCUAAAGAUUCUAGAGAGGAGCUUCAGCCCCUUCAAGUUGCUGUUAAGGUUCAUGAUGGUGAUAACAGUUACCAAGGCCAUAGAGAAUGGCUGGCAGAAGUCAUAUUCCUGGGGCAGCUUUCUCAUCCAAACCUGGUGAAAUUGAUUGGAUAUUGCUGUCAGGACGAACAUCGGGUGCUAAUAUAUGAGUAUAUGGCUCGGGGAAGUGUGGAAAACAAUCUGUUUUCAAGAGUGUUGCUCCCUCUUCCAUGGUCUAUUAGAAUGAAGAUUGCCUUUGGUGCAGCAAAGGGACUCGCUUUUCUUCAUGAAGCUGAAAAACCUGUCAUCUAUCGUGAUUUUAAGACAUCUAACAUUCUCUUGGACCAGGACUACAACGCAAAGCUCUCUGACUUUGGCCUUGCAAAAGAUGGACCUAUGGGAGACAAAACUCAUGUUUCCACUCGCAUAAUGGGGACUUACGGGUAUGCAGCACCUGAAUAUAUAAUGACAGGGCAUUUGACUCCAAGAAGUGAUGUAUACAGCUUCGGUGUUGUUCUUCUUGAACUUCUGACAGGAAGAAAAUCAUUAGACAAAUCACGACCAGGCCGCGAGCAGAACCUAACGGAUUGGGCUCUUCCCUUGCUUAAAGAGAGAAGGAAAUUGCUCAACAUUGUGGAUCCAAGAUUAGAAGGAGACUAUCCUAUUAAAGGAUUUCAAAAGGCGGCAAUGCUAGCUUAUCAUUGCUUGAACCGAAAUCCGAAAGCAAGACCUCUGAUGCGAGAUAUCGUUGAUUCCUUGGAGCCUUUGCAAGAACCUGAAGAUGUUCCGAACAAAAAAAACUGUGUUCACUGUGAUUAAUAAUGGUGUAGCGGAUGUCGAGUUAAAAGGAAAAGAAGAUUCAGUGUAACUGACAUGAGUCCUGUGUAUUUUGAUUUUGCCAAGUUUUCUUCUGUUUAAAAAGAGAAUUUUUUUUCUUUCUUUUUUCUUGCGUUAGAUAGCUAGCUUUUCUUGUGCGUGACUAAAAGAAAAUAAAAGUAUGCCUUCACUCCUUCCUAUU
This is a messenger RNA of Populus trichocarpa (black cottonwood), 1637 nucleotides long. RefSeq names its product probable serine/threonine-protein kinase PBL16. Bases 335 to 1438 code for a protein of 367 amino acids. The transcript has 6 exons. The record is from RefSeq and is a predicted model, not a curated record. Gene Ontology annotation, molecular function: ATP binding; protein kinase activity. NCBI's taxonomy places the organism in Eukaryota, Viridiplantae, Streptophyta, Magnoliopsida, Malpighiales, Salicaceae. Gene Ontology annotation, biological process: protein phosphorylation.